UACAAAGUGUAGUGACGGACGUUAUGUAAGCAUUUGUUGAAAAUGAAAUCUUUUUUGUAUUUAAUAUCAUUCCUGUUUAUCGAUGGAGUUUGUUCAAUUGAUCCUUGUGAACUGAAGACUACUUGUGGGGACUGUAUUACUGACAAAAAUAUUUGUAUUUGGUGUUCUGAGAAAAACAUAACGGGUGAAAGAUGCAAAUCUCUGGAUUUAUAUACAGAAAAUUGGUGUCCGACAUCACUACAAAGACCAAAUAGUACAAUUGAAUUAUUGGAAAGAGAUAAUAAAAACUUUAGUUCUGAUUCAAGCGAAGUAACGCAAAUACGACCGCAAAAAUUGAAAAUGAACCUCCGAGUGGGAAUUCCUACGAAUUUUAAUUUUUCAUUCAAACCGGCCGUAGACUAUCCAGUCGAUUUGUAUUUCCUAUUAGAUGUAUCUAUUACUAUGAGUGACGUUAAAAAUCAAAUAGCAAAUCAAAGUGAAAAUGUAUACCAUACUAUGAAAAGUCUCACGAAUAAUGUUCAUCUAGGAAUGGGUGCAUAUGUUGACAAAAACGCAUUGCCGUUCGCAAAAGAAGUUAACAGCAGUAUGACUUAUUCUUUUCGGAAUCAUUUGAAAUUAACUAAUGAUGCAGAAAAGUUUAGAGAGGUCGUGAAAAAUGUGCCGUAUGGAACAAAUUUCGAUACACCGGAAGGGGGCCUGGAUGCAUUAGCUCAGGUGUUGGCCUGCAGUGAUGAAAUUGGUUGGAGGAAGCAAUCAAGAAAAAUAGUUGUAUUUUUAACAGACGCGGAAUAUCAUGCUGCAGGGGAUGGUAUAUCUGGAGGAAUAUAUACACCCUAUGACGGUAAAUGCUAUACUAAUAAGGAAGGCAUUUAUACAAAAGAAGUAGAGAUGGAUUAUCCAUCCGUCAGCAUUAUUGACAAAUUAGCUACAAAAAUAGAAGCAACAAUUAUAUUCGUUAUAAAUAAUAAAAAUACUUUUAAAACUUACGACAUAUUGAGUACAGCCAUUGAUGGAUCAAAAAUUGUAAAUGAGAACGACUUUGUUAAAACUUUGGAAAAAAUUUAUGAGGAAAUAUCUACUACUAUAAGAUUAAAAGCUAAUAUUAAAUCAAAUCAAAAAAGAGAUUACGAAAUAACAUUUAAUCCCAAUUGCACUGGUCUAACAAAAACUAAAGAGUAUUGCAAUAUUAAAAAAGGCGAAGAGAAACAUUUUACUGGCUCUAUAAAACUUAAAGAAUAUCAUGAAGGCGAUGACAUGUUAUUAGAUAUAGUAAUAGAAGGUAUUAACGAAAGAUUAUCAUUGGAUAUAGAAGUAAUAAAGCAAUGUGAAUGCGAAAAUAAGAGGGAAAUUAACUCCGAAGAAUGUAGUAAAUGGGGAACUUUGGAGUGCGGAAUUUGUAAUUGUAAUGCGAACAGACAUGGCGUUAAAUGUGCCUGCACAAAGAACGAGAAUAACUUGGCCAACGACAACUCCACUUGUAGCCCCACUGGCGAUUCAAGUGGCAUCAUUUGUAGCGGUCGUGGAUCAUGCAUUUGUGGAACAUGUCAUUGUUUGAACUUUGGAAACAAUGGUAAAAAAUACACUGGUACAUAUUGUGAGUGUGAUAAUGAAAGCUGCUUGAGAACUAGCAAUGGUAUAUGCAAUGGACAUGGAGAUUGCGAAUGUGGUAAAUGUAUUUGCCAUGCAGAUUGGUCUGGCCCUACUUGCGAAUGUGACGAAACAAAUGUUGCAUGUACGAAUAAACAAAACGACAAAUUGUGUAAUAACCAAGCUGAGUGCGUCUGUAACGAAUGCAAAUGUAAACAACCCCCGCAUUGGGAUGCACGUAAAAAAAUAAAUGAAUACUGUGAAAUCUUGCCUUGCACCGACUGUCCUACACAAUGUACUUUAUUAGAGGACUGUGUCGCAUGUUUACACCAACAUCUCGAUACAUACACACCCGACAUAUGCCACGUAUGUGACCCGUUUAAAUUAAUUCUUGUUGAGAAACUAACAGAAGUAAAAGAAGUCAACGACAGCAUCAAGUGGAAUAUUUGUCCAGAAAUUAGUGUAGGAUUUGGAUGUUACACGCUUUAUCAUUACCGUUAUACUGGAAUCGAUGGCAUAGAAGUAUUGGUUCAAAAGGAUAAAGACUGUCUCCAAAAUUAUUAUGUACUAGGUGGUACGUUCUUAGGGACCCUCAUCUUGGUGGGUAUAGGAACACUAAUUGGCUGGAAGCUUCUAGUAAACGCACGUGACCGUCGGGAGUACCAGAACUUCAUGAAGCUGGAACGCCUCUCGAGUGUCAGGAACAACCCUCUUUAUGCAGCACCUACUACUACUGUAAAUAAUCCGACAUAUGAUUGUGAUUAAUAAUAAUAAAUAAUCUAUCUCUAUCUUAAUUAUAACUUUAUUUUCUUGACAUUACAAUUAAGUACUAAGAAAGUAUGCUUAACCAAAACUUACCAGUCUUUUUAAAACGAACAUGCUAAUCCCAAUGACACAUCUCUUCUGUCAUCAACUCGUGUAUAAAGUUACGAUUGUUCUAUGUUUUAAUUUUUUUUGUAUAAUAUUAUUUAUCGUUGGAUGUUUUUGUUUGAUUUUAAUGAAUAACUGUAUGGUAUUUAUUUAAGUGCCUAUAUUAUGUCUUUAUCCAUUACAUAUAAGUACAUAUUAUUCAUUAUAUUAUGAUAUCCCUUUUUUUAUAUUUUACGAUUUGUUUAUGUUUUAUGCCAUUUUUGUUUUUUAUUUAUAAUUUUAUUUCCAUGAUUGAUUGGUAGAAAAUACAGUGUGGUGAAUUCCGCCAAACUGUGUACUGUAUGCCUUAAAAUAUAUUUAACUAAAUAUUAAAUA
This is a messenger RNA of Achroia grisella, 2832 nucleotides long. RefSeq names its product integrin beta pat-3-like. The record is from RefSeq and is a predicted model, not a curated record. Gene Ontology annotation, cellular component: cell surface; focal adhesion; integrin complex. The transcript has 8 exons. Gene Ontology annotation, molecular function: integrin binding. Gene Ontology annotation, biological process: cell migration; cell adhesion mediated by integrin; cell-matrix adhesion. Bases 43 to 2352 code for a protein of 769 amino acids. NCBI's taxonomy places the organism in Eukaryota, Metazoa, Arthropoda, Insecta, Lepidoptera, Pyralidae.